CUCAAAAUGAAGGUGUUUCUGCUAAUAUUGUGCUUGGCCAUGGUCAAUACAGACGAUGAAACUACGGAGAGACUUAAGGAUAUUGUCAAUAAAUACGGGCACUUAACCAAGGGUAACCCUGAAUUCUUAAAAUGGAUUGAAAAACUCGAAAACAUUCGUGAAAAUGGUAGUUCUAAAGAGAAAGCUCAAGCAUUUCGCGAUUUCCAAGAAUAUGAUACAACCCGUUUACUAUGGGAAGAGAAAAUAACUGCCCGUUUAGAUGAAAUCGAAAGUUUACUUCCUGAUAGACAACUAUCGCAAGAGUGUGUUAACGAUUAUGAAGCCAAACGAACUGAGCUCUACAAAGCCAAGAAGCUGUCCAAUGACGAAAAGAAAAAAAAAUUAGAUGAAAACUCUGGGAAAUGUAUUGUUAAAGAUGCUUCAAAAGAUGCUUCAAAAGAUGCUUCAAAAGAUCCUUCAAAGAUGCUUCGAAAAAUGGUUCAAAAGAUGCCUCAAAAAAUGCUUCGAAAGAUGCUUCGAAAAAUGCAUCGAAAAUGCUACGAAAGAUGCUUCGAAAGAUAGUACAAAAGACCCAGAUACAUCCUCGACCAAUACAACUAGUAUAUUUGGAAAAAUUAAGAAUAUUGGUAUUAAAAUCGGGAAAUGGUCACAGUAGCGACAGUAGCUACAGAGCUAUUUGGGUCAUUUUUUAAAGAUUUUAAUCUAUAUGUGUUUGAAUAAAAUCGUAUUUACUGGU
Drosophila serrata is the source of this 736-nucleotide messenger RNA. RefSeq lists its product as uncharacterized. Lineage: Eukaryota; Metazoa; Arthropoda; Insecta; Diptera; Drosophilidae. The record is from RefSeq and is a predicted model, not a curated record.